GGUGCUCUAACAGACAUGGGGAAAUAUUUAUAUAGAGAGCAUCGACUACCCACGUAUGAUCUUGCCGUGGUCAUCACUAAACUGGACAUGUGCAGAAGGAGGUUCCCUGGUGGACGAUGUAACCGAGGCACAGCCGGUUUUGCUUAUGUUGGUGGAGCAUGCGUAGUAAACAAGCGUUUGGAGAAAGUCAACAGUGUUGCCAUUAUUGAAGACAGUGGUGGUUUCAGCGGGAUAAUUGUAGCUGCUCAUGAAAUUGGUCACUUACUGGGCUGCGUACACGAUGGAUCACCUCCACCCAGCUACCUCGGCGGCCCUGGUGCAACCCAUUGUCCAUGGGAAGAUGGUUUCAUCAUGAGCGACUUGAGACACACCGAACGAGGAUUCAAGUGGUCGUCGUGCAGCGUAGAACAAUUUAAACACUUCCUUAACGGAGAGACUGCAACAUGUUUGUUUAACUUUCCUCAUGAAAAUGAUCUCUUAGUUCGAGUGCUGCCUGGUACCAUGCUAUCUCUAGACGAGCAAUGUAAACGAGAUAGAGGAACAACAGCUUGUUUUAAAGAUGCAAGGGUGUGUGCUCAACUGUUUUGCUUUGACACAGCAUCAGGAUAUUGUGUGUCUUAUAGGCCUGCAGCUGAAGGAUCUCCUUGUGGUGAUGGACAGGUUUGCAAGAAUGGAAGGUGCCUUGCAGAAAUCGAAAAUAUUAUUCCCGACUAUAGUCAUGUGACUGAGACGUACGUCGAAGCCGAGGAACGAAUGGAUAGACAUGAUGUGGAAUAUGUCACUAACUUGCCAGUCACAUCACUAGCCGCUCCUGUCCGACGAUUCAGGAACAGGAGACCAAUCAGACGUCCGACUAGGAGUAUCUCCUUGAAGGAUUCUGAAAAAAGCAUCUCCACAAGAAUUCGUAGUAAGAAGUGAUAACCAGAAAAAUAUAACCAAACUUGACAACAAAAAAUAUAAGUGCAGCCCUUAAUACUUCACUCCAGAAUUUUUUGACCCAUAUCACAUGAAUUUAAACUUUCAAUUGCAAUAUUAAUUUAACAGGUACAUUUAGAUGAUCAACAAGGGGAUUAUUGAGGGUACAUCCCCCAGAAUUCUUGGCUUUCAUCCAUAUUAUAAAUCUUUUAAUUGUUUUAGUUUAUUACACUGUAAAUAUAAUGAAGUUGUAAUACGGCUUAUAACCAAGUGCAAUAAAUUUGUCAAUUGUUUCGCAGAUUGCAGUGUUGCCUUGUA
This is a messenger RNA of Uloborus diversus, 1233 nucleotides long. Its product is annotated as A disintegrin and metalloproteinase with thrombospondin motifs like. Gene Ontology annotation, molecular function: metalloendopeptidase activity. The transcript has 6 exons. Lineage: Eukaryota; Metazoa; Arthropoda; Arachnida; Araneae; Uloboridae. Bases 16 to 918 code for a protein of 300 amino acids. Gene Ontology annotation, biological process: proteolysis. The record is from RefSeq and is a predicted model, not a curated record.